This is a messenger RNA of Lobosporangium transversale, 2194 nucleotides long. RefSeq lists its product as hypothetical. NCBI's taxonomy places the organism in Eukaryota, Fungi, Mortierellomycota, Mortierellomycetes, Mortierellales, Mortierellaceae. Gene Ontology annotation, molecular function: acyl-CoA dehydrogenase activity. The transcript has 8 exons. The record is from RefSeq and is a predicted model, not a curated record. Bases 267 to 2144 code for a protein of 625 amino acids.
CUACCAAUGCUUUGAAGUCAAUAACAAGACAUGUGCUCUGAUGCCAUGACGUAGCAGAACACUAUAACAAAACCUGUUCAUUCAUGUGCUACAGAACUGCAAUAACGAGAUCUCCUGCUCCAUUUGCUCUUUUUUUUUGUCUUAAUUGCACAUUUGCACAUUUAGGUCCAUCUCCAUCUUUUAUUUUUUAGUUGUUCUCCACAACAUCCUAUUACCCUAACUCCUUUGCUCCACAGGCCCAGCGAAGCGAACUACUUUUAUAUAAAAUGGUAUAUGCAACAGCCGACAUUGGUUUUAAGCAAGAUGUUCCUCAGGCUCAAAAUGCCUUCCUCCAGGAUCCAGUCUUGGCUUCUAUCCUGGAGAGACUCUUGCCUAGCAAUGUGUUCAAAGAAGUUACCCCCGAUCUCGUCCACAUUUCUGACUGGUCCAUUUCAGAGGGAUCGGCAUUACUCAAGCGAAUGGAAGAGGAUCAACCGAGGCUGCGUCAAUAUGAUCAUUGGUGCAGACGGGUUGACGAGCUCUUGGUGACUGAAGCAUGGAACAAACAAAAGGAUAUUGCUGCUCGUGAGGGCAUUGUUGCAAUCGCGUACGAACGCAAGUAUGGUCAAUAUUCCCGUAUCUAUCAAAUGGCGAAGCUGAUGCUCUGGUCUGUUGGAUCUGGCCUUUACAGUUGUCCCAUUGCCAUGACAGACGGUUGUGCUCGCGUCAUUGAGCUUCUUGGAACACAGGAAAUGAAAGAUCAGAUCUUUACUAGACUUAUCAGUCGCGACCCCUCUACAUUUUACACGAGUGGCCAAUGGAUGACAGAACGCCCCGGUGGAAGCGAUGUCGGCCGUACAGAGACCCAAGCUGUUUGGAACGAGGAGAAGAAAGUAUGGUCUAUCUCUGGCUUUAAAUGGUUCUCUAGUGCCACAGAUGCUGAUGUAACUAUGCUUUUAGCCAGAACACAUGAUCCUAGGCCGGAUCUUGCUCCCGGCAACAUGAAAUCUGACAGCAGAGGCUUAUCAUUGUACUUGGCUCGAGUCCGUGACGAUCAAGGAAAGCUUAAUGGCGUUACCAUCCACCGUCUGAAAGACAAGGUUGGCACCAAGGCCUUGCCAACGGCUGAAUUGCAAUUGAGUGGCAUGGAGGCGCAGCAAGUUGGAGAAAUCUAUCGUGGUGUCAGAAAUAUCUCUUCGAUCCUUAACAUUACACGCAUGCAUUGUGGCAUCAACUGCGCCUCCGUUAUGCAGUCGUUACUCCUUGGAGCAAAGGAUUAUGCACGCCGUCGUGAAGUUUUUGGGGCGCUUUUAAAGGACCAACCACUGCACUUGGCUACCCUCGCCAAUAUGGAGCUGCAGUAUCGCGCCACUUGCCAGUUUUUAUUCUUUUGUGUUACUUUGCUUGGCCGUAUUGAGGCUUUGGACAACAAUUUGCCAGAGAUUAAGAACCGUGAUAUGCCUCUUCUUCGUCUCCUGACCCCCAUCUUGAAGCUUUGGAGUGCUAAGCAUGCAUUCUAUUUCUCACAGGAGGCUAUGGAAUGCUAUGGUGGUCAAGGAUACAUGGAGGAGACUGGAAUCGGACGUGCGAUGAGAGAUGUCCUUGUGAACACAAUCUGGGAAGGAACGUCGAAUGUUUUAUCGUUGGACUUGCUUCGUGUUAUGACUGAGACCGGAGGAGCGGCCCUACAGCUGUACUCUGAUACCAUCCGUGAAAUCUUGAAGCAACUGAAGAAUCUGCCCACUUGGAUCAAGUCUGUCAAGAGUUUAGAAGAAUGUUUGGUUCUGAUCGCGAUCCGUUUCACGUCCUAUGCGACAUUAGAGGGUCGCAAGACAUUAGAGGCCUCUGCCCGGGGAUUGUCUUUGGCUAUGGCUGAUGUGCUUGCAGGAGCAUUGAUGUGUGAGCAUGCCAUUUGGUCGGAGGCCAAGGCCAAGGCAAAUCCAUCUGACACUGUUGCUGCUGCGGAGGCUAAGGUGGACAGGAUCUCGGCUCAGAGGUGGUGCGAGGAGCUUUACCAGCGAGUUGACAGUCAGAUUCAAUCUUUGGGCCAGGAGGAGCGAUAUGAAGAAAACAAGCAGAUGCUCUUUACACUUGCCGACGCACGUAAUGCUGUAUCGCCUUCCGCCAAAGAUAGAGGUGAAAUGUUUGGCGAGUCCAAACUCUAGGUUUUAUUUAGUUGUCUAUUUGAAAUAUAAAUAUAUGUGAGCUUGUGUUG